AUGGCGUCCCUCAAAGAACGCAUGGCCAUGCUGACAAAGUCGGCCGCAAAGACGGACGAUCAUCAGGAAUUCAAGAAAAAGAGUGGGAAUACCGAACAACCGGAGAAGGUGGGCAAGUUGACUCAUUCGUAUCUCUCGAGGGAUUCCGGUGCAAAGCCCAAGCGCAACUUUAAAGUUCCGAAAUUCAACAAGAAGAAAAAAGAGGAAGGCGAAAAGAAAGCCGAGGAGGCAACGACCACGACUAGUACUGCGGCAGCAACAACAGAGUCAAAGGAUGAAGUAAAGACUGCAGCCAAGCCCAAGCAAGCAGCAGAUGCUCCAAAGUCUCCAAUGGCUCCAAAGUCACCCAUUAAGAUUCCCGGAAGGUUGUCUGGAAAGUUCAAGAAUCCAUUCUUGAGAAACGAUAUGGCUGGAAAGGUCAACAAGAAAGGUAAAGAAGGAGAAGAAGGGGCCGCGAAGCCAGAGAAGUCUGAAAAGGAAGCUGACGAUGAUGAACUAGAAGCGCAAGAGGAAGAAGAUGAUUUCGUGAUUCCAGAAGAUGAAGAAGGCGAAGAGGGAGAUGAAGUGGGGGACAUGAACAAGCAGGAAGCCCCAAAGCGUGGAGCCUUGAGGAAUUUUGUGCAGACGUCUCAGCGAUUGAGUCUGGGUAUCUUUGCCAAGAAGAAGGGUGCACCAACCUCAAGGACGCAAAGUGACACUAGUGGUGGAAGAAAAUUCGGUACCGCCAAUAUCAGUGCGGCUGACAGCAAGGCUCGAGACCGAGCUGGCAUCAAACUGAAUGACGGAAAUGCAGCCCCGCCUCCCCGCAAGCGCAUCAGUCUGUUGGGCAACUUGGGUCGCAUGGGAUCCAAACGCAAUACUAACAAUAACAAAAUGAACGCUUACAACUUGGUCCUGGACAAGGCAAGGGCCGACGAAGUGGAAGGGUAUUUGGACCAGAUCAAUACCUUCAAGCAAUCCUUCACUUUAGUGAAGCGGCUCAGUAUCCGUGACAAUGAUAUUGUGCAAGCGGUCCAACGGGUCAUCGAUAACGAUCCCAAACAGACUGCUAUCAAGAUUACGGAUGAUGUUCGCUUUGGUCACCUCCGGUCUUCCUUGGUGCAAGACUUUGGAGAUGCGAUUCGGAAAAACCUAUACCUCAAGACCUUGACGAUCAAGGGCGUCGAUCUUGGGAACCCAUUUUUGGAGGCUUUGGCGUCGGCCAUUCGGGACAAUGUUACAUUGCAAGAAAUUGAUUUGUCCCGAAAUGCCUUUACGCACGAUGCCUUGGUCGAAUUUUGUCAAGCGUUGGAACUGAACCAUACUAUUACCAAAGUUAAACUUGAGACGCAGCUCUCACCACUAUAUGAAAAGGGAGCCGAAACUGCAUUGGCUGCCAUUGAGAAUAACCGCUCCGUCAAAUCAAUGACCAUUGAUUUCCAAGGAGAUGUGGAUGGCAAAUUCGACAAGCGGCUGAAGGAAAUCACUCAACGCAACUACUGGAACAAGGAUAAUUAUCCAAUGCCCAAUCCAGAUGAUCUGUUGGUCAAUUUCUUGAAGGAAGAAGUGGUACGAACCGAGGAAUUGCACCAACAAAAGAUGCUCGAAAAGGACUUGGAGGAGGUCCGAGAAGGAGAUUGGGAUUAUUUAUACGAAUUGGCAGUUCUCUUUGAUAGAUUCAAGAUUCAAGAGACUGAUGAAGAAUCAAAGCGCAGUUCGGUCCAGAGUUAUGCCAGUCCGAUGCAUGCGGCACAGCAAAGCCGAAACAGCGAAGGAUUUGGCGCAGGAAAAAAUCCAAUGACUGGAGCUCAAGGAUUUCCUUCAGACGGUUCUUUCUUGACAGAGGAGUUCAUCGAUACGUAUUUGCAAGAAGAUGCAGAACGAGGUGGCCUUGUUUUCAAUUUCUGCAAUCAAGCACGGCUCUUCAAACAGUUUCCGUCAACCAGCCCAGACCGUGAGACAAUCGUCAACAUUUUUGUUUAUGAGCUCUUGCAUCACCCUCGGCAACAGGAGUUUACUGGAAUCAACAUGACCAACACUGGUUGUGGCAAUGACUUUUGGGUGAAGAUUGCUGAAGGUGUUCUUGAAGAUCCAGAUUUGUUCCCAAAUAUCAACAUGAUCAGUGCCGAGACUAACUUUUUGACCGAAGCUGGAUUUGUUGCAAUUGCGGAUAUGGUCAAAUCCGAAACUUCCAUGAGGUACCUUCAAGUCCUCAAGCUGGAUAACCAAAAGGCUUUGCUAUCUUCGAAAGCUGAGCGGGCUUUGGCCAGAGCCAUGUGUGUCAAUCUGAGUAUUGUUCGAUUCUCACUUCGCGUGCGAAACCUUCUUGAGAGGGACCAAUGCAACAAAUACGUUGUGCGUAAUAUUGAUUUCUUGCGCCAAGCGAGACGGCAUCACAAAAUCAACACAGGAACUCUUGAAGAACGCAAACGGAAUGCGAUGGAACAACUUUUUGACAGUAUUGCUGCAAAUGACGAGAGCAUCACCGAGGUCAAUAUUUCUGCUGACAUCAAAUUCACAGGCCUGAGUGAUGUCGAAAAGGUCAAGAGUGCCAAGGCUUUUGCGACGAAUUCGCAUGUGAAGAAGGUCCUCAUGAACCAGCUUCAACUUGGAGAUAAAUUUGCAAUUGCACUCGGAGAAGCACUCGAACGAAACAAGACGAUCGAGCGCUUGGUCAUUGAAGGUAAUGCCUUCACUGGUGCAGGUUUCAAAGGAAUCUUUGAAGGGUUAGGAAAGAACUCAUCGGUAGUGGAGCUACUGGCGGGACAUCAAACCAAGGCUAUGUCUAGUCCUGAUGAGCAAGCUCUACCUGGGCUCCUACAAGGCAACGAGACUAUCACCAAGAUCAGUCUUGACUUGCGUAAUUCUGCCGUAACAAUGCAACUGGACAAGAUCUGCAACCAGAACCGGAGCAAGAGGAUUAGCGCGCAAAGGCCAUCGGAACGCAAACGGAAUGCUAUGGAACAGUAUUUCGACAGCAUUGCCGCAAAUGACGAGAGCAUUACAGAGGUGAACCUAUCUGCAGAUGUCAAAUUCACUGGGCUGAGCAAAACUGAGAAGGUCAAGAGUGCUAAGGCAUUUGCAACAAAUUCUCACGUGACAAAGGUCACCAUGAAUCAGCUUCAGCUCGGUGAUGACUUUUUGAUCGCGCUUGGCGAAGCUCUUGAGACGAAUACGACGAUCAAAAGACUGGUCAUUGAAGGCAAUUCAUUCGCUGGCCCUGGAUUCAAGGGACUCUUCACCGGUUUGGGCAAGAAUUCGUCCGUGAAGGAACUCUUGGGAAAGCAUCAAACCAAAUCGAUGUCUAGUUCCGACGAGCAAGUUCUGCCAGCCUUGAUCGAAGAAAACACCACACUUUCCAAGAUCAGUCUCGACUUGCGUAAUUCUGCAGUGACCAUGGCACUUGACAAAGUGUGCAAUCGAAACAAUCAAGAAAGGCGCAAGAAGAAAAAUUCUUCUGCUGUAUCUGGCCCAGCUACAGACAAUGCUGCCAUGGCAGUUGCUUCAACUCCUGCUGGGUCACUGAGAGAUUCUGUUGUUCCUGUUCCAACUGACGAACCCCAGAGCGAAGCGACGGCUAAGGAGAAGUCUGAAGAGAAGCCUUUCGAUGAAGACAAACCACCAAGUGAAUCUCCUGUGGACGAGGCACCUGUGGAUAAAGUACCAGAAAAGAAGCAAGCUUCGAACGAAAAACCUUUUGAUGAGCGAUCGGUAGAUGAUAAGCCUUUUGAUGAAGAGAUGCCAGAAGACGAAGUUUCUCCAGUUGAAAAGUCACCGGUCGAUGAAGAGAUGCCAGAAGACGAAGCUUCUCCAGUUGAAGAGGCACCCGCAGAUGAAGAGAUGCCAGAAGACGAAGAUGCCCCGGCCGACGAGGGGCCCGCGACGGAGCAAAAGGAAGACAACGAAGAUGCUCCAGCCGAUGAGGUACCCGAGACGGAGCAAAAGGAAGAUGACGAUGAUGCUCCAGCUGAUGAAAUUCACGAGACGGAGCAAAAUGAAGACGACGAAGAUGCCCCAGCCGAUGAGGGACCUGAAACAGAGACAAAAGCAGAAAUCGAAGUAGUCGCUGAGGAAGAGGCACCAGUGACAAAGGAUGCACCGGCUGCAGAAGAAGAAGCACCAGCCGAUGAAAACGAGCCAGCACCACAAAUGGAUGUUGUCCAGGAUGCACCAGCUGCAGAACAAGUUGAAAAUGAAGCAAAAGAGGCUGUCGAGGAAGCUCCAGCUGAUGAAGCAGUUUCAGAACCAGAAGUCUCUGCCGAGGAAGCACCAGCUGAUGAAGUAGAACCACAAGCUGCAGAGGAUGCACCAGCUGAAGAACCAGAGCCUGAACCUAAGACUCCUGAAGAGCCAUUGACGGAAGCAGCACCAACUCCUGACACUCCUGACAAAGAAGAAGAAGAAGAAGUAGUUAUCACUGAGGCGCCAGCAGCUCCGGCUGAAGACCCAGAGCCAGAACCUAAAACGACUGAAGAGCUAUCGGUCGAAGCAGCUGCAAAAGAAGAAGAACCAGUCCCUAAGACUCCUGAAGAGCUAUCGGCCGAAGCACCUGCAGAAGAAGAAGUACUAGAGCCUGAACCUAAGACUCCUGAAGAGCCAUUGACGGAAGCAGCACCAACUCCUGACACUCCUGACCAAGAAGAAGAAGAAGUUAUCACUGAAGAGCCAGCAGCUUCGGCUGAAGAACCAGAGCCAGAACCUAAGACUGCAGAAGAAGAAGAAGAAGAAUUGCCAGAGCCAGAACCCACAACGACAGAAGAGCUACCGGUCGGAGCAGCUGCAGAAGAAGAAGAAGAACCAUCCCACAAGACCCCUGCCGAAGCAGCUGCAGAAGAGGAGGGAGAAAAAGAAGCACCAAAGCCAGAACCUAAGGCUUCUGAAGAACUAUCGACCGAAGCAGCUGAAGAGGAAGAAGAAGUAUCAGAGCCAGAACCAUUGGCCGAAGCAGCUGAAGAGGAAGAAGAAGAAGAAGCAGAACCAGUACCAGAGCCAGAACCUCAAAAUCCUGAAGAGUUAUCGGCCGAAGCAGCCGCAGAAGCAGAGCCAGAACCCAAGACUUCCGAAGAGCUAUCGGCCGAAGCAGAUUCAACUCCUGGUACUCCCGGUGUAGAACCAGUACCAGUACCAGUACCAGAGCGCGAACCUAAGACUCCUGAAGAGCAAGAACCGGCCAAAGCAGAACCAACUCCUGACCUUCCUGCAGAGACUCCAGCCAAGGAAGCAACGCCAGUGUCUGAUACCGUCAUUGAAGUAGGAGACGGCGAAGAAAUUGAAGUUUCUCACAGCGGAGAAAUCGCAGAGGAGGAGGAACACGAGACCAACGUGGAAGAAAUCGAUGGAAAAUCGGCCGAGUCAUGGGAUUAA
Messenger RNA from Cylindrotheca closterium, 5343 nucleotides. Lineage: Eukaryota; Bacillariophyta; Bacillariophyceae; Bacillariales; Bacillariaceae. The record is from the annotation of a GenBank genome assembly.